AUGAGUUUUACUACAAAAAUGAAUUUUGAUUUUACAGGAAAAGUUGUGUUAACUACCGGUUCAAGUGGAGGUAUUGGUGCCGGUAUUGCCAAACUUUUUGCACAAUUGGGCGCUUAUGUAGUAAUCACUGGCAGAAAUACCGAUAAAAUACAAAGUGUUGCCAAUGAAUGUCAACAAUUAUCACCAAAAAACUUAAAGCCGUUACAAGUGGUGGCCGACAUCUGCAAAGACAAUGAAUUACAGGAUUUAUUGACAAAGACUAUAGAAAAAUACGGACAGUUGGAUGUGUUGGUCAACAACGCCGGCAUUGCAGUGAUGGCACCGAUAACACUGCCUAACUUUAUGCAGGUGUACGACACCGGUAUAUCGGCUAACUUGAGACCACAUGUUCAGCUCAGUCAUCUGGCAGUACCAUAUUUACAGAAAACUAAUGGCAAUAUUAUCAAUAUAUCUGGCAUCAUAUCACUGGCGCCGAUGAAAUACUCGUUGCCAAUGUCUAUAUCAAAAGCGGGUAUUGAUAUAAUGACACGUGUUUUGGCAUUAGAGUUGGGACCUAAUAUACGAGUCAAUGCAAUCAAUUCAGGUUAUGUAAAAACCGAUAUCGGAAAUGAUUUGGAUCCUACAAUAGCUCAAGCAUUAGUUAAACAGGCUAUAGACAGAACACCUAUGAAACGUGUGGGACAACCCCAGGACAUUGCACAGGGAGUGGCCUAUUUGGCCAGUGAUCAGGCACAGUUUGUUACCGGUGCCAAUUUUGUCAUCGAUGGCGGUAUUGUUCAUAAUGCCGGCGGAAUGGUUUAA
Molecule: messenger RNA, 801 nt
Organism: Oppia nitens
Lineage: Eukaryota; Metazoa; Arthropoda; Arachnida; Sarcoptiformes; Oppiidae
Product: 3-oxoacyl-[acyl-carrier-protein] reductase FabG-like
Exons: 4
Coding region: 1-801 (266 amino acids)
Source: RefSeq, a predicted model, not a curated record